Molecule: messenger RNA, 1465 nt
Organism: Gastrolobium bilobum
Lineage: Eukaryota; Viridiplantae; Streptophyta; Magnoliopsida; Fabales; Fabaceae
Product: U-box domain-containing protein 70
Exons: 8
Coding region: 89-1045 (318 amino acids)
Molecular function (GO): Hsp90 protein binding
Source: RefSeq, a predicted model, not a curated record
GAAGGAACAAACAUACUGGUAAACCCUACAUACAUCUGUAACCUGAAUCACAAAUUUUAAGGUAAAAAUAAAAAAUAAAAAAUCAUCAAUGGCAGAAAAAAAAGAAGGAUCAAGUUCGGAGAUGUCUCUGAAGGAUCAGGGCAACGAGUUUUUCAAGUCAGGCAAGUAUCUCAAAGCUGCUGCACUCUACACUCAAGCCAUCAAGCAAGACCCUUCAAACCCCACACUCUAUAGUAAUCGUGCCGCAGCAUUGCUUCAAUUGGAUAAGCUUAGUAAAGCUCUUGAUGAUGCUGAGAUGACUAUUAAAUUAAAACCCCAAUGGGAAAAGGGAUAUUUCAGGAAGGGAUGCAUUUUGGAGGCCAUGAAAAGAUAUGAUGACGCUUUAGCUGCCUUUCAGAUAGCUUCGCAGUAUAACCCACAAAGUCAAGAAGUAUCAAAAAAGAUAAGGAAGAUAAACCAACUAGUGAAAGAUAGCGAGCGAGCUCAAGAACUGGAGAAUAUGAAAUCAAAUGUUGACAUGGCCAAACAUUUAGAUACACUGAAACCUGAAAUGUCUGGAAAGUAUGGAUCUGAAGAAUGCUGGAAAGACAUUUUCUCAUUCCUUGUUGAGACUAUGGAGACUGCUGUAAAAUCAUGGCAUCAAACUUCUUCAGUGGAUGCCAGAGUUUACUUUCUUCUUGAUAAGGAAAAGACACAGACUGAUAAGUACUCCCCAAUUGUGAACAUUGAUAAGGCCUUUGAAUCGCCACAUACGCACAGCAACUGCUUUUCAUUUCUCAGGCAGUAUGCUGAGGAGUCUUUCUCCAAAGCUGCCUGCUUAGUGGCUCCCAAAAGCAUCAUUGCUUAUCCACAGGUCUGGAAAGGCCAAGGAUCAAGGAAGUGGAAACAUGUGCAGAAUGAUGGCUUCUUUGUUCAAUUUGAGUCACCUUCCCUGCGAAAGCUGUGGUUUAUUCCCAGUACGAAUGAAAAGGGACAUACAUUGUGCAGGGACCCAGAGGUUUUGGACAUUGGUGCUCAUGAAAUUCUUCCCCGCUUAUUCAAAUAAAAGAUGACCCGUUCUUAGUGUACUUGUAUUUAGCCUAUAUUUCAUAAGGUAAAAAAUGACAGGCUCACAGGAAGGUUUUUUUUUGUCCAAUAUGGGCAAAAUUUGGUGCCUAUGUUUUAUUGGCUUCUCGGAAUGUGAAAAAUGCUGGCAAGAUGUGCUUUAUUUUUUUGUUUUUGUUUUUAUAAAAUUUUGUAUUAUCCAAGCCUUCAAGGAGUUGUAUUUUGGGCAAUUGUUUUUAUUGCAUGAUUGCUCUUUAAUCUUCAUCUUUUCUCGUGAUUAGGAGACUUUGGUCUUUAGUUUGUUUAUUACAGAUAUGAGGCUUCUAUAUUGCCAAGAAAAAGUAUGUGGAAGUAUUUGGUAUUAGAUGUCUUAACCAAGACUUCUAUAUACUUUUUGUUUGUACUUUCAUGAAUUUUCUGA